GGAGUCGUCGUCGUCGAUCACGGCUCGCGCCGCGCGGCGUCGAACGAGCAGCUCGAACGGUUUGCGGCGCUGUACGCGACGGCGACGGGACGCGCCGUCGUCGAGCCGGCGCACAUGGAGCUCGCACCACCGACGAUCGCAGAUGCGUUCGAGCGGUGCGUCGAACGAGGAGCGAACGUGGUCGUCGUGGCGCCUUUUUUUCUGUCGCCGGGACGACACUGGCAGGAGGACAUACCGAGACUGGUGGACGAGGCGGCGGCGGCGCACCCUGGGGUGAAGUAUUUAAUCUCUGCACCGAUAGGGUUGCAUCCGCUUAUGGCGGAGGUGAUCGAUUCGCGUUUGAGGCAUUGUUUAGCGCACGUGAAUGAAGGUGGACCAGAGUGUGAUGUUUGUGCGGGGUCA
Messenger RNA from Ostreococcus lucimarinus CCE9901, 402 nucleotides. RefSeq lists its product with no specific name. NCBI's taxonomy places the organism in Eukaryota, Viridiplantae, Chlorophyta, Mamiellophyceae, Mamiellales, Bathycoccaceae. The record is from RefSeq and is a predicted model, not a curated record. The transcript has a single exon. The annotation marks the transcript as partial. Gene Ontology annotation, molecular function: lyase activity.